AUGAAGCCAACAAGCACCGUUGCCAUUGACAAGAACUGGCAAUUCAAGGAAGCCAAGAAAGCCGACUCUGAGUACCUACCCGUUGGUCAGUUUCCUACCAACGUUCACCUCGACCUCCUCCAUCACAAGCUCAUUCCCGACCCCUACAUUGGCAAGAAUGAGCUCGAAGUGCAGUGGAUUGGCGAGACCGUCUGGGUCUACAAGACCACCUUCACAAGCCCUAAAGACCUAGGCAAGUCCCAGGCCUUGCUAGCUUUUGAUGGGCUCGACACCUUUGCCACCGUGGAGCUGAACGGACAAAAGGUGGCCGAGACUGAUAACAUGUUCAUCCCCGUCGAUGUCGACGUUACCAAUGUCCUGAAGAACGACGGGGGCGAGAACGAACUGGUCAUAACUUUUGACAGUGCCUACCUCCGUGGCUGGAAGCUUGUUGAAAAGUACCCUGACCACAAGUGGGGUUGCUGGAACGGCGAUGUCUCGAGGCUCGCCGUGAGGAAAACACAGUACCACUGGGGAUGGGACUGGGGCCCAGCUCUUCUAUCUUGCGGUCCUUGGAGACCUGUCAAUCUGCACAUCUUCGAAUCGCGUAUCACCGACUUGUCCGCGAGGAUCAACGUCCCCAAAGACCUAAAGAAGGCCGAGAUCUCGACUUGUGCUCUGGUCGACGGACGUGCUGCCACUGUGAAAUUCGACAUUUCUCUCGACGGAAAGCAAGUCGCUUCCAAGACGGUCGAUGUGGCAGACGCUGCGCGUGCCAAGUUCACUAUUGAGGACCCUGAGCUCUGGUAUCCCAUUCGUUAUGGAAAGCAGCCCCUGUACACAUUAAAGGCGACUCUUCUUGACGGGCAAACUGAAGUUCAUUCUUCCGAGAAGCGAAUUGGUCUACGGAGGUCCGAGCUUGCUCAGCGCCCUUUGAAAGACCAGCCCGGAACCAGCUUCUUCUUCGAAGUCAACAACAUUCCUAUCUUCUGCGGCGGCAGUGACUGGAUCCCUGCGGAUAACUUCAUUCCACGCAUCUCCAAGGAGAGAUACUAUGACUGGGUGAAGCUCGUGGCCGAUGGCAACCAGUUUAUGAUCCGAGUCUGGGGUGGCGGCAUCUACGAAGAACAAGCAUUCUACGAUGCCUGCGAUGAACUUGGCAUACUGGUGUGGCAGGACUUCAUGUUCGGCUGUGGCAACUACCCAGCAUGGCCGGAGAUGCGCGCCUCCAUCAAGAAGGAGGCCGAGGAGAACAUCAAGAUGUUGCGACACCAUCCUUCCAUCGUCAUCUGGGCCGGGAACAACGAAGACUACCAAUACCAGGAGAGCGAGAAGCUCACAUAUGAGCCGGACAACAAGGAUUCCGAAAGCUGGCUGCAGACUGAUUUCCCGGCUCGUUACAUCUACGAGAAGAUCUUGGCCGAUGCGUGUGCUGAGCUGAUUCCCGAUACGUACUACCACUUUGGAAGCCCGUGGGGUGGUAAGGAUUCUACCGAUCCGACGAUUGGCGAUAUCCACCAGUGGAAUGUUUGGCAUGGCUCUCAGGAGAAGUAUCAGAACUUUGACAAACUCGUCGGACGGUUCGUCUCCGAGUUUGGCAUGGAAGCGUUUCCUUCCGUCAAGACAAUUGACGCCUUUCUCCCGAAGGGCAAAGACGAUCCUGACCGCUACCCUCAGUCCUCCACAGUCGACUUCCACAACAAGGCUGACGGUCACGAGCGCCGAAUCGCCCUGUACUUGGUCGAGAACUUCCGCUAUGCGCCAGACCCCUUGGAGCACUUUGUCUACUGUACGCAGCUGAUGCAGGCCGAGUGUCUUGCCUCGGCCUACCGUUUGUGGAAGAGAGAGUGGCGAGGUCCUGGGCGGGAGUAUUGCGGUGGCGCCCUGGUCUGGCAGAUCAAUGACUGCUGGCCGGUCACUUCGUGGGCCAUCUGCGACUACUACCUCCGGCCCAAGCAUGCCUACUACACCGUUAAGCGUGAGAUGGCACCCAUUUCCAUUGGCAUGACGCGUCGCGAGCACAAGCACCCCAAGAACAAGUACACUCGCGUGGAUAUCGAGACCAAGAUUCAGAUUGAGAUCUGGGGCUCGAAUCUCCAGCUCGAAGACCUCAAGGUGGACUGUGUUGUCAAGGCGUGGGAUGUUGAGACGGGCGAAGAGACCUUCUCUAAAGAGGUUUCUUCGGGCAUCGAACUUCCUGCCAACCGCUCCACGGAAAUCAUCGCCAUGGACGUCCCAGUCGAGAAGAAGGACGCCGGGCUGGAGAUGCGCACCGUUGUCGGCGCGUACUUGUACCAGAACGGGAAGCAGAUUGCCCGGUACGUGAACUGGCCCGAGCCCCUCAAGUAUGUCCACCUGCAAAAGCCGAAGCACCUCAAGACGGAGCUGUCAAGCGAUGGAAAGAGCGUGUCUGUGUCCGCUGAGUUCCCCGUCAAAGGUGUUUCUUUGGAAUGUGAGGAUGACGACGUCAAAUUUGAUGACAAUCUGGUGGACAUUGUUCCAGGGGAGGUUGUUACCGUUGGUGUCCAGGGGGCAAAGAAGGAUACCAAGAUCACGACCCAAUACUUGGGCAUGUUGAGCUAG
Molecule: messenger RNA, 2562 nt
Organism: Emericellopsis atlantica
Lineage: Eukaryota; Fungi; Ascomycota; Sordariomycetes; Hypocreales; Bionectriaceae
Product: family 2 glycosyl hydrolase
Exons: 2
Coding region: 1-2562 (853 amino acids)
Biological process (GO): glycoprotein catabolic process; carbohydrate metabolic process
Molecular function (GO): beta-mannosidase activity
Source: RefSeq, a predicted model, not a curated record